Molecule: messenger RNA, 375 nt
Organism: Arvicanthis niloticus (Nile rat)
Lineage: Eukaryota; Metazoa; Chordata; Mammalia; Rodentia; Muridae
Source: RefSeq, a predicted model, not a curated record
GAUAGCUGUCCUUCUCUUCCCCCUUCCUCCGCCAGCGUGCACACUACCCCUGACUCGGCUUCUCGCCAUGUCGUCUCACAAGACUUUCAGAAUCAAGCAGUUCCUGGCCAAGAAACAAAAGCAAAAUCGUCCUGUUCCUCAGUGGAUCCGGAUGAAAACUGCUAACAAAGUCAGGUACAACUCUAAGAGAAGACACUGGAGGAGAACAAAACAGGGUCUGUAAAAAUUCACCCAAUGGCAAGACUGAGGGUUUAUAUUAAACUGUGGUCAGUGAUCAGUCCUACCAGAUGGAUUUCAACAUUUUUAACCUGGAGACUUGCUUGUAUCUAAAUUAGGGUGUUUGUCCAGUAAUAAAAUUUAGAACCUUUCAAAAAA